Rotaria socialis is the source of this 681-nucleotide messenger RNA. The record is from the annotation of a GenBank genome assembly. Lineage: Eukaryota; Metazoa; Rotifera; Eurotatoria; Philodinida; Philodinidae.
AUGAACCAAAACAACGACAGAUACAACCUUUUUCAUGGAAGCGAUCUGCUAUUGCAGGAGGGCCAACACGACACAGUGGAAGUGAUAUCACCAGCACAGAUACAUGGCGAGGAAUCAACAGAUAUUGACAAUAAAAAGCCUAGAUGUCAUGGAAAUAAGAAAUUACAACGUUUCAAACGAAAAUGGAGAACACAUGGUUUGAAUGAAGAAGAAAUUGUGACAUUGAUUAAUACAAAAGACCAUGAUAUAUCUGAACAAUCAUUAAACGAGUCAAUGAUGAAUGAUGAAAUUGAAACGUUCAACAAACGAAAAAGAAGCUCAUCAAAACAAAACUUAUCAAACAAAUAUUUAAUAUCAAUGAGCCAGUCGUCCAUAUCACAAGGAGUUUUUAAAAAAAUGAAGAAUUCUCAGAUUGAAACGAAAUCAUCUAUUGAUAAUAGUAGCAAUCGCUUGAAUGCAAAUGAUAAUAUUUCUUUUUAUAAGUCAUCACGAUACUUGAAGAUGCCACGAAAGUUUCUUUUGCAUUCAUUACGUCUUCAAUUGAAUUGCUCUAUAAAAAGAAAAAAAGAACAACGAUUUACACUUUCACGACUUGAACUAUUUGACAAACAAUUUUGUCUUCAUCAAAUUCAUCACUUAUAUCAAAAGUAUUUGGAUUUUGGUCUACAGUAUCAGAUCUGA